AUGCUACAUUAUUACAAAGAGGCGGCUGUAACCAGAACCGUAGACUACAUCCGGUCACUUGGUCUGAAGGUGGCCCCGGCUAAAACUGAGGCAAUGAUUUUUCACAGACCCCGACAGGGCCCUCCACCGAGUGCUCACAUCACAGUGGAAGGUGUUAGAAUAAAGGUCGGGGCCCAAAUGAAAUACUUGGGCCUAACACUAGACGGCAGGUGGACAUUUUGCGCCCACUUCAGGCUGCUUCAGCCCCGAAUUGUAAAAACUGCAGCAGCUCUGGGUCGGCUUUUGCCUAACGUUGGUGGCCCCAGCGUCAGCUGUAGAAAGCUGUACGCUGGGGUCACCAGAUGCAUGGCACUGUAUGGGGCACCGAUCUGGUUUCCCCUACAGAGAGAGGCGAAACAUGCGCUUCGCCAGCCUCAACGCAUCCUAGCGUUGAGGGCAAUCCGUGCCUAUCGUACGGUUGCCCUCGAUGAAUGGAUGGAAAGACGACACGGUCACCUCACCUACCGAUUGGUGCAGGUGCUAACCGGCCAUGGGGCUUUUGGUUGGUACCUGCAUCAUAUCGCUAGGAGGGAACCAACCCCCGAGUGUCACGGGUGCGGCGCUGUGGAAGACACGGUGGACCACACCCUCGUGGACUGUCCGGCUUGGGUUCCGCAGCGUCGCGCUUUGGUUUCGGCGGUGGGUGUAGACCUCUCGCCUCCCAGCAUAGUCAAAGCUAUGUUGGGAAGCGAGACUGCCUGGAAGGGAAUGGCCACCUUCUGCGAAGAAGUCAUGUCGCAAAAGGAGGCUGCGGAGCGGGUCAGGGAGGAAGAUCCCCUCGCUGAUCCGAUUCGCAGAAGCCGGAGAGGUAGACGGAGGAGGCAAUACGCCACCCUCCUUCAUCAACCUCUUGCAGCGGGACCGUAG
Messenger RNA from Ostrinia nubilalis (European corn borer), 906 nucleotides. RefSeq lists its product as uncharacterized. The record is from RefSeq and is a predicted model, not a curated record. Lineage: Eukaryota; Metazoa; Arthropoda; Insecta; Lepidoptera; Crambidae. The coding region runs from base 1 to 906 and encodes 301 amino acids. The transcript is spliced from 3 exons.